AUGUCACUACCAAUUAUCCGAGUUCACUGGCUCAACGAGUCAAGAGCGUUUAGAGUAUUAUGGCUGCUGGACCAUUUGAAGCUUGACUAUGAGAUCAUCCCCUACAAGAGAAAUGAUGCUCAUCGUGCCCCUGAAGAACUCAAGAAGAUUCAUCCUUUGGGGAGAUCUCCAUUGGUCGAAAUAGAAGACAAGGAGACCGGCAAGAAGAAAAUUCUUGCUGAAUCAGGGUUUAUUUUUCAGUACAUUUUGCAGCACUUUGACAACUCCAAAUUACUGAGUAACGACAACUCAGAUAUGGCAGAAAAUAUCCAAUAUUAUCUGCAUUAUGUUGAAGGCUCUCUGCAGCCACCUUUGAUGAUAGAAUUCAUUCUGUCUAUGGCCAAAAGCGCCCCCAUUCCCUUUCCUAUCUCCUACCUGACAGGCAAAAUCACUGACAAGAUUAGCGAGAAAUAUUCUAAAGGAGAACUCAAGAAUCAACUGGACUUUGUGGAGGGCGAAAUCUUAAAAAAUAAGGGCUUCCUCGUUGACGGAAAAUUGAGUGGUGCCGACAUCUUAAUGAGUUUCCCCCUGCAGAUGGCGUUUUUACGUAACUUCGCUAAACAAGAGCAGUACCCCAACAUUAAGGAGUGGCUUGAGCGUCUUACGUCUCUGGAAUCCUACACUACGGCCAAAGAGAAGGCUAGUUCUUAUGGAGGAAAAUUUUGA
Lachancea thermotolerans CBS 6340 is the source of this 705-nucleotide messenger RNA. RefSeq names its product bifunctional glutathione transferase/peroxidase (gene GTT1). The transcript has a single exon. NCBI's taxonomy places the organism in Eukaryota, Fungi, Ascomycota, Saccharomycetes, Saccharomycetales, Saccharomycetaceae. The coding region runs from base 1 to 705 and encodes 234 amino acids. The record is from RefSeq and is a predicted model, not a curated record.